Electrophorus electricus (electric eel) is the source of this 1449-nucleotide messenger RNA. It is a transcript of the gene map2k2a, whose product is annotated as mitogen-activated protein kinase kinase 2a. Gene Ontology annotation, biological process: protein phosphorylation. The record is from RefSeq and is a predicted model, not a curated record. Gene Ontology annotation, molecular function: protein kinase activity; ATP binding. NCBI's taxonomy places the organism in Eukaryota, Metazoa, Chordata, Actinopteri, Gymnotiformes, Gymnotidae.
CCCCCCCCCCCCGUUACAUUUAUGAGGAGUUUUAACAGAAUUUUGAAGACGCUCUCGCAUCGACAGUAGACACUCUGAAGUGCUUUAUGUGGCAAUCUUUCGAUGAACAAGAGGGACCGGCUGUGCGAGAACAGCGAGCCGUCAUUUGCGCGAAGGUGCUUCUUAUGUCUGCUCGAGCACUGAGGAGUCAGGGCCAUCGCGCGAGUCAGCCAUCGCCCAUACUGGUCAGUUAUGGCACCGAAGAGAAGACCCGGCCCACUAAACAUUGCGCCCACGGGAGAGGGACAAGCGUCAACCAACAUUGAUGCAGCUUCAGAAGCGAACCUGGAGGCCUUGCAGAAGAAACUAGGAGAGCUAGAGAUGGAUGAGCAGCAGAGAAAGCGCCUGGAGGCUUUCCUCACCCAGAAAGCCCAGGUGGGCGAGUUGAAGGAUGAUGACUUUGACCCCAUCUGCGAACUGGGUGCAGGCAAUGGUGGGGUGGUUCACAAAGUGAGACAUAAACCCUCGAGACUAGUUAUGGCUAGAAAGCUAAUCCAUUUGGAAAUCAAACCAGCCAUCAGGAACCAGAUCAUUCGGGAGCUUCAGGUGCUGCAUGAGUGCAACUCGCCCUACAUUGUGGGCUUCUACGGGGCUUUCUACAGCGAUGGUGAGAUCAGCAUUUGUAUGGAGCACAUGGAUGGAGGCUCCCUAGAUCAGGUGCUAAAAGAAGCUAGAAGAAUUCCAGAGGAAAUCCUAGGGAAAGUUAGUAUUGCUGUGCUUCGUGGGCUUGCUUAUCUACGGGAGAAACACCAAAUCAUGCACAGAGACGUCAAGCCCUCCAACAUCCUGGUGAACUCGCGCGGCGAGAUCAAGCUGUGUGACUUCGGCGUGAGCGGCCAGCUCAUCGACUCCAUGGCCAACUCCUUCGUGGGAACGCGCUCGUACAUGUCGCCGGAGAGACUCCAGGGCACCCACUACUCGGUGCAGUCAGACGUGUGGAGCAUGGGCCUGUCGCUGGUGGAGCUGGCCAUUGGCCGUUACCCCAUCCCCCCGCCGGACGCUAAGGAGCUGGAGGCCAUCUUCGGGCGGCCCGUGCUGGACGGAGCAGGCAUGGAGGCCCACAGCACGUCGCCGAGGCCCCGCCCCCCUGGACGGCCCAUUAGCGGCCAUGGUGUGGACAGCAGGCCAGCCAUGGCUAUAUUUGAGCUACUGGACUACAUUGUCAAUGAGCCCCCACCCAAGUUGCCGCAUGGUUUGUUUACCCCAGACUUCCAGGACUUUGUGACCAAAUGCCUCAUCAAGAACCCUGCGGACAGAGCUGACCUGAAGAUGUUGAUGGCUCACACAUUUAUCAAGCGUGCGGAGCUGGAGGAUGUGGACUUUGCCGGGUGGCUGUGCAGAACCAUGGGUCUGAACCAGCCGAGCACCCCCACGCGCAACGCCGAGUAAAGGCGGAGCCGCUCCCCCCCC